UUGAGGAAAGGGGAAAGCCAGGUAGCUUCGUCGGUGGUGGCUCUACGCCCACCUCUGCCGCCGGCGAGCAAAUUGGCGACCCCACGGUGCCGCCAGAACCUUUCUACCCGACCUCGUCAGCCUGGAAAUGAGAGUUUCAGCUGGAUGAGCUUGAGUUUGGAGGAUGUUGAAAUGGCGAAGGCUAAAAAGGGAAAAAAGGAAGAUCAGAGAGGUGGAGAUAACAGUAACACAGAGGCGGUUGUCAAGCACCAGAAGCUCUGCCUGUCCAUCGAUAUGGAAAACCGUCGUAUCUACGGGUAUACAGAACUACGUAUAGUUAUACCCGACAAUGGAAUUGUGGGCUUGCAUGCGGAUAAUUUGGCAAUUGAGAAGGUUACCGUUGACGGGGACCCAGCAGAAUUUGAAGUCUUCCCUCAUUAUCAGUAUCUGGACCCAAAGGAUAGAUGGUGUGUUGUUUCCUCAGCCACUUCAGCUGCUGAUGCUUCCGGGUCUGUGUAUUUGUCAUCCCUCGAGAUUGAUUUACUACCGAAUUUGCUAAUAAUGUGUAGCAAGACCAGUAAAACAGACGACAAGCAAGAAGAAAGCAUGCAGAUGGAUGAUGGGGAACCAUUAUCUGCUGAUGUUAGCAGGGAAGUACAGAAUGUGAAAAAUGUACGCAUCGAGUAUUGGGUAGAGAAGACAGGAACUGGAAUUCAUUUUAGUGACAAUGUCUUGCAUACGGAUAACCAGUUGAGGCGUGCACGGUGCUGGUUUCCUUGCCUGGAUGACAAUUCACAGUGUUGCUGCUAUGACUUGGAAUUUACUGUGGACAGUAACUUUGUGGCAGUUAGCUCUGGAACUUUACUUCAUCAGGUUUUGACCAAGGAUGACCCCCCACGGAAGACAUAUGUUUACAAAUUAGAUGUUCCUGUUGCUGCUCACUGGAUAGCUCUAGCAGUUGCUCCAUUUGAAAUCCUUCCGGAUCGACAUGGCGGUCUGCUGUCGCACUUCUGUCUACCGCCUAACCUGUCAAAGUUGCGAAAUACAAUGGUGUUUUUCCAUAAUGCUUUCAGCCACUAUGAGGAUUACCUCUCUUCCUCGUUUCCAUUUGGAUCAUACAUGCAAGUUUUUCUCGCUCCUGAGAUGACAUUAUCCUCCUGGAGUUUGGGAUCUUCUAUAAGUAUUUUCAGCUCUCACCUGCUGUUUGAUGAGAAGAUCAUUGAUCAGAAUAUAGAGACAAGAAUUCGACUUGCUUAUGCCCUUGCCAGACAGUGGUUUGGAGUAUAUAUCACUCCUGAAGCUCCAACUGAUGAAUGGUUGUUGGAUGGUCUUGCUGGGUUUCUUACCGAUUCUUAUAUCAAGAGGUUCCUGGGAAACAAUGAAGCACGUUAUAGAAGAUAUAAGUCUAACUGCGCUGUUUGCCAAGCAGAUGAUAGUGGUGCCACAGCCUUGAGCUCUGAACUUGCCUGUAAAGAUUUGUAUGGAACCCAAUGUAUUGGGUUUUAUGGAAAAAUAAGAUCAUGGAAAUCUAUUGCUGUCCUUCAAAUGUUGGAAAAGCAGAUGGGUCCUGAGUCCUUUCGUAAAAUUCUACAAAAUAUUGUUCUGAGGGCUCGAGAUCCAAACCGUUCCUUGAGAACUCUAAGCACCAAAGAGUUCCGACACUUUGCUAAUAAAAUUGGGAAUCUCGAGCGCCCAUUUCUAAAGGAGUUUUUUCCUCGCUGGGUUGGAUCUUGUGGCUGUCCAGUUUUGAAGAUGGGAUUCUCCUAUAACAAAAGGAAAAAUAUGGUAGAAUUAGCUGCAUUGCGGGGAUGCACGUCUAGACCUGAUUCCUGGGUCGGUGUUGAUAAUAUCAAUCCCGAUUCUGAAAACCCAGAAGGUGGUGUUGGCUGGCCUGGAAUGAUGAGUAUAAGAGUCCAUGAGCUUGAUGGUAUGUAUGAUCAUCCAAUUUUACCAAUGGCUGGUGAACCAUGGCAACUGCUAGAAAUUCAAUGCCAUUCAAAACUUGCUGCAAAGCGCUUCCAAAAACCAAAGAAGGGCUUCAAGAAUGAUGGCUCUGAUGAUAACGGUGAUGCUGUGGUCACCACGGAUGUGCGAGUAAAUUCUGAAUCUCCCCUACUGUGGCUCCGUGCGGACCCUGAAAUGGAAUAUCUUGCUGAAAUACAUUUUAAUCAACCAGUUCAAAUGUGGAUCAAUCAAUUGGAGAGGGACAAAGAUGUUGUUGCUCAGGCGCAAGCCAUAGCAGUAUUAGAAGCACUGCCACAGCAUUCAUUUUCUGUGGUUAAUGCUCUGAUUAACUUUCUCAGUGAUUCCAAGGCUUUCUGGAGAGUCCGUAUUCAGGCUGCAUAUGCUCUGGCCACUACCACAUCCGAGGACACCGAUUGGACUGGCUUAUUUCAUCUGAUCAACUUCUAUAAGAGUCGGAGAUUUGACCCAAACAUUGGUCUUCCCAGGCCAAAUGAUUUUCAUGAUUUCCAGGAGUACUUUGUACUUGAGGCAAUCCCACAUGCUGUGUCUAUGGUUAGAUCUACGGAUAAGAAAAGCCCUAGAGAAGGUGUUGAAUUUAUAUUACAACUCCUGAAGUACAAUGAUAACAGUGGGAAUGCAUACUCGGAUGUUUUUUGGGUAGCUGCAUUAGUUCAGUCGGUUGGUGAACUUGAAUUUGGACAGCAGAGCAUCACCUACUUACCAUCCCUUCUGAAACGACUUGAUCGUCUUUUGCAAUUCGACAGGUUAAUGCCAAGCCACAAUGGAAUUUUGACAAUCAGUUGCAUCCAGUCACUGACCCAAAUGGCACUCAAACUAUCAGAGUUCAUUCCUCUUGUAAGACAAACCAAAUUGGGUAUCUGUGCCUUGCGAUUAUCGCAGAUGUCUAAUCAAUCAGAUUGUGACAGUGAAGUUACAAGCGACACUCUUGUAACUCUCUUGCGCUUGCUCGAGAGCCCACUGGCUUUCAACAAUGUUACCCUUCGGCACUACAUUUUCUGCAUCUUGCAAGUUCUUGCUAGAAGGUCUCCAACACUUUAUGGGGUCCCAAGAGACGAGACUCUAAGGAUGGGGCACUUGAAAACGUGCAGCGAACUCAAAAACAUUUUUGCUGCUCUCAUCAACCAAUCAAAAGCUCCAGCCGAGCCUUCUUGUCCACCCGAUCUUCCUCACAACCUCUUGGUUCCGGAAAAUUACUCGGAAAUGAACACUAAUCCCGAAAAUCACGAUUCAACUUAUGCAGUAACAACUACUCCUGCGCCCGACGUGUCAGUUGUUCCGCCCGCUCAACACCCAGCAGAUGACAUGCCACUAAUUAUCCACGCUCAACAAUCACCACACGCUCCUCCUGAAGAGACCCCGGUACAAAACAAUAACCCAGUUAUAUACUCUACUGAAGAAAUUCAAAAUAUCACACCUGAAAAACCAGUCAACCAAAUCACAGACUCCUUCCAAGAUGCUAGCAUAGACCCCCAGCCUCCCCCAAAAGCAGACGACCCUCUAUUACCCCUCCAUCAAGAAAUCGGACCAGUCUUUUCUGACAAUGCCCCCAAAAAUUUGGCCACUGAAAAACCAGCUAACGAACCUGAAAAGAAGCCGAAGCUCAAAAUAAUAAGGGUCAAACAGUCCGGCCCAACAGUUCGCCCCCUUGAAGGGCCCGAAAGCUCCAGAGCCAUGAACGCUCAGAGUGGCGGGCCCCAUGAGGCUGAUCUCGGGCCUAGCAGUUCAGUCUCAGUUGAUGCUCCACAUAAUAAUACUAACGUUAACAACAAUAACCAAAAUUUGGAGGACGUUAACUCGUGCCAGGAUGUCGGUUCGAGAGUUACCGCCGCCAGCAUAGGCAGCGCUGCUAAGCCAGCGGCCGACGGCGAAGAGCAGCUCGUGCGGGAACUCCAAUGCACUGCGGACUCGAGCAAAAUCGACCCUUGCCCACAGACGAGUGCAUAUGAUGAUGGUAAAAGGGAGAAAAGGGACAAGGAGAAGAAGAAAAAGGAUAAGGAAAAGAAGCGGAAAAGGAAUGGACAUGAUGAGGAUCCGGAGAGGAUUGAAAGGAAGCGGCUGAAGAAGGAAAAGAAGCGCAAGGAGAAGGAAUUGGCGAAGCUGCUGGCGGCCAAACCGGGUGCUUCCGUGCCUCCUGUAGCUGAAUUGCCAGGUGGCGAGAGGGGAGUGGCCGGUGCUGGGCAAGAAGAAACGAAGUCUACAGUACCUGAGCCGGCUGCUUCUCCAUCGAGAGAGAUGGGUAAGGCGGAUGUUGUGCUGAAUGAGCCAAGUAAAUCGGAUGUGGCUGUUGAAAAAAAUGGUGGCGAUGUAAAUAAGCAGACGAGUGGGCCACUGAAUUCGGUUGUGAACAAAGUAGAUGGUGAGGUGAAUGCGAAUCUGAAUCUGAAUCUGAAUCUGAAUCUGAAUCAGAAUCCGAAUCCCAAUCCACCGAGUGCUCCUUCUCAUAAGAUCAAAAUCAAGUUUAAGAAUCGGACGCUUGGUUUUGGGUUUCACCCUACUGAGGAUGGAUUGGUUUCUUUCUAUUUGCAGCAUAAGCUUAACAACAUUAAGCCUGAGAUCAACAACAUUAUUCCAGUUCUCGAUAUUUAUGAUCAUCAUCCAUCCGAUCUCCCGAAAUUCGGUGGAGAUUACAUUCCUGAGGACGGGGAGCAGUGGUUCUUUUUCAAUCCAAGGCCCAAAAGGGAAGCCCGUGGAGGAAGGCCCAACAGGCUCACGGCCCAAGGCUACUGGAAAGCAACGGGCUGCCCUGGUGACGUGUACUCUUCCCAGAACAAUCGUGUGAUUGGUCGGAAAAGGAGCAUGGUUUUUUACGUUGGGCGAGCACCGUAUGGGAAGAAAACCAUGUGGAAAAUGAUCGAGUACAAGUCUGUUCGAGCUGCAGCACCUUCAUCAUCAUCAUCAUCAUCUAGUGCAGCUCCUCAGGUACCACAUUUAUGA
Striga asiatica is the source of this 4899-nucleotide messenger RNA. NCBI's taxonomy places the organism in Eukaryota, Viridiplantae, Streptophyta, Magnoliopsida, Lamiales, Orobanchaceae. The record is from the annotation of a GenBank genome assembly.